This is a messenger RNA of Helianthus annuus (common sunflower), 1881 nucleotides long. RefSeq names its product metal transporter Nramp3. Gene Ontology annotation, cellular component: vacuolar membrane. Gene Ontology annotation, biological process: positive regulation of reactive oxygen species metabolic process; defense response to bacterium; metal ion transport. The record is from RefSeq and is a predicted model, not a curated record. Lineage: Eukaryota; Viridiplantae; Streptophyta; Magnoliopsida; Asterales; Asteraceae. Gene Ontology annotation, molecular function: cadmium ion transmembrane transporter activity; manganese ion transmembrane transporter activity. The transcript has 4 exons. Bases 107 to 1612 code for a protein of 501 amino acids.
ACCCACAUCUCCACCCAUAAAAGAGAAUCUUCACACCGAUAAACGCAACCUCUCCUUCUUCCCAAAUUACCCAUCUCUCCCCACCAUAAACCACCACUAACCCACCAUGUCAUCCGACCACCACCAACCCCUACUCCCCCCAGAAUCCGCCUACGACCCAACAGAAAAAGUCCACAUAGUCGGAGUAGUAGACGAUGACGACGACUACACCACCACAACGCCACCCUUCUCCUGGCAAAAGCUCUGGCUCUUCACCGGACCCGGGUUCUUAAUGAGCAUAGCCUUCUUGGAUCCGGGCAACUUGGAGGGUGAUCUUCAGGCGGGUGCAAUUGCCGGUUAUUCACUGUUAUGGUUGCUGUUAUGGGCCACUGCUAUUGGGCUGCUGGUCCAGCUUCUAUCGGCUCGGCUUGGUGUAGCCACUGGGAGACACUUGGCUGAGCUGUGUAGAGAAGAGUAUCCUAAUUGGGCUGGGAAGUUGUUGUGGGUCAUGGCUGAGUUGGCUCUUAUUGGUGCUGAUAUUCAAGAGGUUAUUGGUAGUGCUAUUGCUUUGAAGAUUUUGACUAAUGGGUUUUUACCCCUUUGGGCUGGUGUUCUUAUUACUGCCUUUGAUUGUUUCAUAUUUCUGUUUCUUGAAAACUAUGGUGUGAGGAAGUUAGAGGCCCUUUUCGCGUUUCUUAUCGCGGUCAUGGCCGUUUCAUUCGCUUGGAUGUUUGGUGAAACCAAGCCCAAUGCUAAAGAGCUUCUUGUUGGUCUUGUGGUUCCGAAACUCAACUCGAGAACAAUACAACAAGCAGUGGGAGUCGUCGGCUGCAUUAUAAUGCCACACAACGUGUUCUUACAUUCCGCACUGGUACAGUCAAGAGAAGUUGACCCAACAAAAACGGGUCGGGUCCGUGAAGCUCUAAGAUACUACUCCAUUGAAUCCACAAUAGCACUCGCGGUCUCAUUUGUCAUCAAUCUCUUCGUAACAACGGUUUUCGCAAAGGCGUUUUUUGGUACCGCCAUUGCUGAUACAAUCGGGCUAGGGAACGCGGGUCAGUUUCUUGAAGAAAAGUUCGGUGGUGGGUUGGUACCGAUUCUGUAUAUAUGGGCUGUCGGGUUGCUUGCAGCUGGACAAAGUAGUACGAUUACAGGUACUUAUGCGGGCCAGUUUAUCAUGGGCGGUUUUCUUGAUUUGAGAUUGAAGAAAUGGGCCCGAGCGUUGAUUACACGAAGCUGUGCAAUCGUUCCCACAUUGAUCGUUGCGUUGAUCUUCGAUAGUUCAGAGGACACGUUGGAUGUCUUAAACGAAUGGCUUAAUGUGCUCCAAUCGAUUCAGAUCCCUUUUGCGCUCAUUCCGUUGCUAUGUUUGGUGGCGAAAGAGGAUCUCAUGGGCGUUUUCGCAAUUGGUCGAGUUCUAAAGACAGUCUCAUGGCUAGUGGCUGCUUUAGUGAUAGCGAUAAACGGGUACCUAUUACAACAGUUUUUCGCCGAAGAAGUAACUGGGGUCGCCUUUACUUCUGUAGUAAUCGUUUUCACGGUUGCAUACGUUGCAUUCGUGGUAUAUCUUAUCUGGCGGAGCAUCACCGUUUCCACUUUUGGUUUCCUUAAGCUAAGAAGCCAAGCAGCGUAGCGACAUCUUUUAGUCUUAGGAAAAUCUCGAAUGUUAGGAGACAUGAUGUAGUCAUUAUUCAUUGUAAUGACCGUUUAUAGAUGUGAUAUCCGCACACCUUCGUUAGAAAACGGGUGUGUUAGCCGUUUUCAAGAUUGUUGUCGCUUCGACCAUGUAAUGUUGUGUAUUUGCAGAGGUCGGAUGGAUGACGAGUGUAUUACUCUGGAUUUCGAUUUAUAUUAAGUGAAAUAUUAGUCUCAAGAAAGGAUGGGAAGGUGAUUUGUACACAA